AUGUCUGAUCACGCCGGGGAGGAUGGUUUCGAGUACGACCUGGUCACCAUCGGUGCAGGCUCUGGAGGUGUACGCGCCUCACGCUUGGCCGCGUCAAAGUACGGCCGCAAGGUGGCCGUCAUCGAGCUCCCCUUUGGCUUCGUCUCGGAUGACAGCACGGGGGGUGCUGGCGGGACGUGCGUGAUCCGCGGAUGCGUCCCAAAGAAGCUCCUGGUCUAUGCGUCCGAGUUCGCAGACGGCUUCCGCGCCGCCCAGGGGUUUGGCUGGGGCGCCGCCUCGCCCCCCGUGGACAUCAAGCAGCUCAUCGCCCGCAAGGGCAAGGAGAUUCAGCGCCUGAACGGCGUGUACACCAGUAUCUUGAAGAACGCCGGCGUGGAGCAGAUCGAGGGGCGUGGCGUGGUCCUGGACCCGCACACAGUGGAGGUUCGGGCCGCCGAUGGCUCCGUGCGCCGGCUGAGGACGGCCAAUAUCCUGGUGGCCACGGGCGGGCGGGCCGUGAAGAUCCCCGUGGAGGGCAAGGAGCAUGCCAUCACCUCCGACGAGGCGCUGGUGCUGGACGAGUACCCCGACACCUCCAUCGCCGUGAUCGGCGGGGGCUACAUCGCCGUCGAGUUCGCGGGCAUCUUCAAGGGGCUGGGCGCCGAUGUUCACCUCAUGUACCGAGCGCCGCUGCCCCUCCGAGCGUUUGACGACGAGUGCCGCUCGGCGGUGGCGGAGAACCUGGAGCUGCGUGGCAUUCAUGUGCACUCCGAGUGCAACCCCACUAGCAUCGAGAAGGAGGGGGAGGGGCGGUACGUGCUGCACUACCGCGACGGCAGCGGGCAGGAGCACACCCUGCGCUGCGGCAAGGUCAUGAUGGCCACCGGCCGCCGGGCCAACACCCGCGGCAUCGGUCUGGAGGAUGCGGGUGUGGAGCUGGCGCCCAAGAGCCAGGCCAUCGUGGUGGACGAGUUCAGCCGCACCAGCGUGCCCAGCAUCUGGGCCAUUGGCGACGUGACGGACCGCGUGGCGCUGACGCCCGUGGCGCUGAUGGAGGGCCGCGCGCUGGUGGAGACGCUGUUCGGGGGGCGAGAUGUGGCGCCUGACUACGCCAACAUCGCCUCGGCCGUGUUUGCCCAACCGCCGCUGGCCACCGUGGGGCUGUCGGAGAAGGAGGCCCAGGAGAAGCUGAGCGGGGAGGUGGACGUGUACGUCUCCAAGUUCCGGCCCAUGAAGAACACGCUGUCGGGGGCGGAGGAGAAGACCUUCAUGAAGAUGCUGGUGCACGUGGAGAGCGACAAGGUGGUCGGGUGCCACAUGGUGGGACCCGAUGCCGCCGAGAUCAUGCAGGGCCUGGGCAUCGCACUCAAGUGCGGCGCCACUAAGGCCCAGUUCGACGCCACCGUGGGCAUCCACCCCUCCUCCGCCGAGGAGUGGGUGACCAUGGGCACCCCCAGCAGGUGGCGCAUCAAGUGCGGCGCCUCUUGA
Auxenochlorella protothecoides is the source of this 1467-nucleotide messenger RNA. Its product is annotated as Glutathione reductase, chloroplastic. Gene Ontology annotation, biological process: cell redox homeostasis; cellular response to oxidative stress; glutathione metabolic process. Gene Ontology annotation, cellular component: cytosol; mitochondrion. The transcript has 9 exons. Bases 1 to 1467 code for a protein of 488 amino acids. Gene Ontology annotation, molecular function: glutathione-disulfide reductase (NADPH) activity; flavin adenine dinucleotide binding. Lineage: Eukaryota; Viridiplantae; Chlorophyta; Trebouxiophyceae; Chlorellales; Chlorellaceae. The record is from RefSeq and is a predicted model, not a curated record.